AAAAUUUUAUAAUUUAAUAAACUUUCACUUCUCACAAACUUCGAGGUUCGUUGCACUUGCAUCAUCUUCAUCCCAAAUCACAAUCAUAAAAAGUAAAAACCGCAGGAACCCUAAUUUCAAAAUUAAACCGCUGCAACAAAAUUUCAUCAUCUUAUGAUCUAACUUCAAUUCGUUAUUCGUCGAUUCAUCAUUAUUUCAGUACUCCCGGAAAUUCCAUUAAACCUCUAAUCUCCAUUUUCUCUCUCCUCAAAUUUCUUGUAUUUCCCAUACAUUUGGGAAUUCAUAAAGGUAUGCUCAUGUCUUUUCUUUUCAAUUAAAGGCCGAAUACCCUUUUUUGUUGCCAUAUUAUUAUAUGGGGCGUUUCGCCCAUGGUUCUAGGAAUGAAACGCGUUUUUAGAAGAUUGUGUUUUAGUUUAACUUUACUCUUGUUUUUUAUAGUUUGGAAAUAAAUCAAGGGUCUAGUGAUUUUUUGUGUGAUUUAACUAUGUUGUGACGUUGUUUAGUGUUUGGCUUAGUUUGCUAUGUUUGUUUGUGAGUGAUGGAACUCUAAGUUUGUAUAGGUAGGAAAUUUUUGCCCAUAAACUUGGAUAAAUUUUGUGGGUAUUGUGGGUUUGUGGAAUUCGUCAUAGUGUUGGAACAUGAGGACUCUUUCGGACGGUUUGGUUCGUAAAAGAUCACUUAGGAGGAAAGUAAGUACGAAAAACUAUGAUGAGAAUUUGAUGGAUGAGUACAUAGAAAAGCAUUUAGGCGGUCCAUUGAAGAAAAGGAACCGUACGAAGGAGGAUUUGGAGAAAGAAACUGAAACAGAGGCUAUGAUAGCUUUAUCACUCGGUUUUCCUAUCGAUGCUUUGCUUGAUGAGGAGAUUAGGGCGGGUGUUGUUGAGGAUUUAGGCGGAAAAGAACAGAAUGACUACAUUGUUGUAAGGAAUCAUAUCCUUGCAAGGUGGAGAGACAAUGUUCGAGUGUGGUUGUCCAAGGGGCAGAUAAGGGAAACUGUUAGCAGUGAGUUUGAGCAUUUGAUAUCCGCUGCUUACGAUUUUCUUUUGUACAAUGGUUACAUCAAUUUUGGUGUUUCAUCGGCUUUUACUUCUCAUAUUCCAGAGGAGGCAUCUGAGGUAUCAGUUGUUAUUAUUGGGGCAGGACUUUCAGGUCUUGCUGCUGCAAGGCAGUUGUUGUCGUUUGGUUUUAAGGUUGUUGUUCUCGAAGGUAGAGACCGUCCUGGGGGAAGAGUGUAUACUCAGAAGAUGGGCAAAAAGGGUCAGCUUGCUGCAAUUGAGUUAGGUGGAAGUGUUAUAACUGGCAUUCAUGCCAACCCUUUGGGGGUCUUGGCUAGGCAACUAUCAAUACCAUUGCAUAAGGUGAGAGAUAAAUGUCCUUUGUACAAGCCCGGUGGAACGCUAGUUGAUCAAGCGAUAGAUUCCAGAGUUGAGUUUACUUUUAAUCGCUUGCUGGAUAAAGUAACUGAGCUUAGAAAAAUUAUGGGUGGAUUUGCGAAUGAUAUUACUCUUGGUUCUGUGUUGGAUACCCUUCGAGAGCUUUAUUCAGUUGCCAAAAGUGAUGAUGAGAGUCAACUUCUUGAUUGGCAUUAUGCGAACUUGGAAUAUGCAAAUGCGGGAUGUUUAUCAGAGCUCUCAGCUGCCUACUGGGAUCAGGAUGAUCCGUAUGAGAUGGGAGGUGAUCAUUGUUUUCUUGCGGGUGGGAAUUGGAGGCUGAUUAAAGCCUUGUGUGAAGAAGUUCCUAUAUUGUAUGGGAAGACUGUUCACACUAUUAGAUAUGGAAAUGAUGGUGUUGAGGUGAUAGCCGGGGACCAAGUGUUUCAAGCAGAUAUUGCCUUGUGUACUGUGCCUCUCGGGGUACUAAAGCGAAAAACAAUAAAAUUCGAACCCGAGUUGCCUGAAAGUAAGCUUGAGGCUAUUAAUCGGCUGGGUUUUGGGUUGCUUAAUAAAGUUGCUAUGGUUUUCCCUCAUGUAUUUUGGGGGGAUGAUCUAGACACAUUUGGCUGUCUUAGAAAUCAUACACAUGAUCGAGGGGAGUUUUUUCUGUUCUACAGUUACCAUACUGUAUCUGGUGGUGCAGUACUUGUAGCCUUGGUAGCAGGAGAAGCUGCCCAGGAUUUUGAAUGCAUUGACCCAGCCAUUCUACUGCAUCGAGUUCUGACUCUGCUCAGAGGUAUUGUUAACAGCUUUAGUUUGAAGAGGCAUGAUUUGUACCUUAUUUCUUUUCCAGGAAAACUUAUCAUGCUACCCUUUGUUUGUGGCAGCUCACACAAAACAUUUCGUUAUUUUUAACUUUAUAAUGUUGGCUGAACUACACUUAUGUUGUUUGCUUAACAACAUUAUCCGUACUACAAUCAGAAUUUAGGUCUUACAGUUCAUUAAUCAGGAAAAUAUCAUCGGUUUCGGUAAUUUUCAUAAUAUUAAUUUGCUUUGAAGAUAAACAAAAAUCUGAAUUGUUUGGUUUUUCACAUGUUACCAUGUUAUUGCAAUGUUUCUACCUGAAGAAGAAAUUAUCAAAACUUGAAUAGAACAAUAGGAAUAUUGUGUAUUCAUAAUUGACUGAUUGUAGAUAUCAAGAUCUCAGUGCAAUUCGUAUGAUUGUACUAUCAUAUGAUCCAAAGAGUGGUGAACUUUUUAAGUUUUAACUCUUCUCGUGAUCAUUUUUUUGUGGGUUUUGAAUAGGAUCUAUAGGAUUAACUAUUAGAUAAUUGGAUACCAUACAAAAAGAUUUUGGGAAAUUUCCUCAGGGAUGGUGUAAUUUUCAAAUUACCCCAAAUUUGGGGAAUUCUUCAGAUACUCCCUAAGGUUUAUGUUUUGGUCUAAUAUACCCUUAUUAAUGACGGCAAGUUCACAUACAUUAGUUUUUCUCUUUCUCUCUCUCCCAACCCCCUCCAUUAAUUAACCUCCAAGCUUUUUCUCUCCCCUCACCUCCAUGCU
Beta vulgaris subsp. vulgaris (sugar beet) is the source of this 2933-nucleotide messenger RNA. RefSeq names its product lysine-specific histone demethylase 1 homolog 2. The coding region runs from base 639 to 2288 and encodes 549 amino acids. Gene Ontology annotation, molecular function: protein binding; oxidoreductase activity. The transcript has a single exon. The record is from RefSeq and is a predicted model, not a curated record. NCBI's taxonomy places the organism in Eukaryota, Viridiplantae, Streptophyta, Magnoliopsida, Caryophyllales, Amaranthaceae.